Molecule: messenger RNA, 771 nt
Organism: Dentiscutata heterogama
Lineage: Eukaryota; Fungi; Glomeromycota; Glomeromycetes; Diversisporales; Gigasporaceae
Source: the annotation of a GenBank genome assembly
AUGAAAUCUUUUCAUCAAGCGUUUUACGCACAUAAAGAUAAUCACGAUGUAUCGAAUUGUUUUUUGAAAGAUGGUUAUACAAAAAAUUUAACUUACACAAGAGAACACCAGCCAACCAAUACAGGGUAUUCUUAUGGUGACGAUGUAUUUGAUACUAAAACUGUUGCAAUUGGUGUAUACACAUUUUUACAAAUCUUUUUCCAAGAGUUUCAUAAAUAUGCUGUUUUGGAUUUCCAUGUGACUGGUGAAUCGUAUGCUGGACAUUUCAUAGCCGCCAUAGCCUUUGAUAUAAACAAAUAUAAUCAUGCAAAAAAAAAGAUGUUUAUUCAUAUCAGUCUUGAAUCCAUCUUGAUUGGAAAUGGUUGGGUGUACCCUCUAGUGCAAUAUAACUACUAUCCAACUAUGGCCUAUGAGUCAUUUUAUGGACCAAUAAUAAAUCAAUCUUCAUGUCAUCAGAUGAGAAAAGAUUGUAAAAAAUGUAUUAAUCUUAAAGUGUUGCGACCUUUUGAAAUGAAUGGUAUAAAUACUUUAGAUGUAAGAAAACCAUAUGUUAAGGCUGAAUUGGGUGCUAAUCCUUUGUUGGUCUAUCAACCUCAUAACAUAACUGUUCAAGACAUCUUCUUGAAUAAUGGUGAUGACACUUCGAGUGGUACCAAAGGCUUUAAUGAUGUUAAAAUUACUUCUUGGAUAACAACUUAUGGUAGUUAUUCUGGAAAUGUUAGAGCCUUUAAGGGAUUUACAUUCUUGAAAGUUGCACUUGGUACCACAUGA